Hyaloperonospora brassicae is the source of this 972-nucleotide messenger RNA. The record is from the annotation of a GenBank genome assembly. NCBI's taxonomy places the organism in Eukaryota, Oomycota, Peronosporomycetes, Peronosporales, Peronosporaceae.
AUGCGUGUCUUUUCUUUCGCACUCAUGGCUUCAUCUGCGCUCCGGAUACGUGCUGACGGCACCGUAAAGGCUGCUAGUCAUGAGACCAGGGGUCUCUAUGGCUCUGAUGUCAUCCACAAAACAUCCACUGGCCAAGACGGUAUUACUCCCGACAAGGUGCUCAACAUCAACGAUCCCAGCACCGAAGAGGAGAAAGCGUUCGAGAUGAAGCGGCUGGUUAAAUCUGUCGCGUGGGGGAUAAACGCACUGCUCGGCCCUUUUAAAGAACACAAACUUUUUAUAGCUCUCGAAGCGCUCAAGAAUAUGCACCCAGUGCUGGGUGAAGACACAACCGCGGCAGACAGUCCAGAGUUCAAGAAACUGAUAAGUUAUCUCGUGCAGGGUAACAAGGCGCUGCGCAAUGACUUGUUACGUACGCGCUCGGAUAAUCGUUGGCCAGUAACGAUCGCCCUGCUGAUAAAAUCCGACAUACCAAAUAUGAGAGUCGAGGGAGAGUUUUUAUUGGGCUCUUUGAUGGCCGAGUGGCAUCGCCAAGGAAUGUCAAUCAAUCGACUCCUCAAGAAACUCACGAAGCCGCAGCGUUCCAUCAUUGGAUUUACAGACUAUGACAGUCUGUGCCACUACGUGGUUUUGAGGUUUUGUCGUUUUGAGUUCAAGGGAAAGGGAAAGGGUGAUGCGGCGUACCUGAAGGCCAUAAUGGAAUUGCACGAAGGGAAGACCGGCUUCAUACUUGGGUUGCACUAUGUACUUAAAUAUUCAGCCGACAAAUCGCGAGCUCUUGAGCUAUUGAACAUGAUGCUGGAACGGUAUUCCGAGGCCGGUGUAGCUCCCAGUGAUAGUUUCCAACGGCUGAUGCUACACAAGUACAAGGGAAAGCCGUAUGACACAGAGCUCCAACCACUGUUGCAUAAGCACGUCUUCCGGCACAAAUACGCAAACAAACGGACACAACCCCUCUUGAAAUGGAGCUAA